Halichondria panicea is the source of this 1454-nucleotide messenger RNA. RefSeq names its product NAD-dependent protein deacylase sirtuin-6-like. Gene Ontology annotation, biological process: negative regulation of transcription by RNA polymerase II. Gene Ontology annotation, molecular function: NAD+ binding; transcription corepressor activity. Gene Ontology annotation, cellular component: nucleus. The transcript has 11 exons. The coding region runs from base 106 to 1320 and encodes 404 amino acids. Lineage: Eukaryota; Metazoa; Porifera; Demospongiae; Suberitida; Halichondriidae. The record is from RefSeq and is a predicted model, not a curated record.
CUUCACAAGCCGAGGCUAAACUACUGCAGAGCUGCAGCAAGUUUAUGUUUAUAUGUGAGAGAGAUUUACAGUUCCAAGAGACAGUUCUCAUAGUAGGGCAUCAAUAUGGCUUCAACAAUUCGCAGUGAGGAGGACACUAAGGAGUUCUUUGAUUCUCCAGAAGAGCUGGAGACUAAGGUCUCCCAGCUGGCUGACUGGGUCAGGCAGAGCAAACACUUUAUUGUAUUCACUGGAGCAGGAAUCAGUACUUCAGCUGGAAUUCCAGAUUUCCGUAGUGGAAUAAAUACUAAACUGGAAACAGGGCCAGGUGCAUGGGAGCUACAAGCUGCAGGCAUCGAAUGGGAUGUUAGGAAGCACAAAACAACAUCCGUCGCCAAGGCAAUCCCCACACCAACGCACAUGUCGUUUGUGCAGCUCAUGGAGAAGGGAAUCCUGCAUGCUGUUGUCAGUCAGAACUGUGAUGGCCUGCACAGGAGAAGUGGAUUACCAACCUCCAGGUUGUAUGAGCUCCAUGGAAACAGUAAUGUUGAGAAAUGCAACAUAUGCGAGAGAGAAUAUCUGCGGGAUUUUAGGACAUCAACAGGCAUGGGUGGUAUGUUCGGCCACAAGACAGGUCGUAUGUGUGACGACCUUGCCUGUCGUGGUGACCUUGAAGACACGAUUAUCAACUUUGGAGAGAGCCUUCCUGUAGUCACUAUAAAGGAUAGUUUUGACCACUCAAAGAAAGCUGACCUCUGCCUGGCCAUGGGCUCGAGCCUCACUGUCACACCAGCUGCUCUCAUCCCACAGAAUGUGGGCAAGAAGAAUUUGCUGGUGAUAGUGAACCUACAGAGGACACCAAUAGACCACCUAGCUGCCCUGAGGAUCAAUGGGAAGUGUGAUGAUGUGAUGAAACUGCUCAUGAGCAAGCUGGGGCUGGAUAUACCCGAGUUUAGGCUCAAGAGACGAAUUGUAAUGACAGCUGGGAAGAAAGGAGACAAGUAUGAGGUGUGUGUGGAAGGGAGGGACCAAGAGGACCACCCGUUCUCGUUUCUCAAGUCUGUAACAUUCAGUGGAGCUGAUCCGGACAUCAGAUGUGAUCAAGAGCCCUACACAGUGCUGACCAGAGCUGGUGCUGCCCUCCAGGUCAACAUAGCCUUCCAUUCUCACUAUGGGGAGCCUCCUUUGAUGUUGAAGUUUGAUAUAACUGAAGACGGAUCAGUGACAGUGGAUCUCCAGUACAACCCCUUCACUGGGAUGUGGGCAGUUUCAAGGUCUGACGAGGUCAAAGGUGAAGUCAAAGAUGUCGCAGAAAAACUAGCCAGUGCCAAAAUUCAGUAAUCAAAUAUUUGUUUGUCAUACAGUGUGGCUAUUAGUGUACAUGUAGCUUUCUUAAUAACUUUUGAACACUCUUAUGUUAUAUAUAUUUGGCAACUGUGAAUUAAAGUUGAAACAACAAUUAUUAUUGACUUGUA